Molecule: messenger RNA, 959 nt
Organism: Olea europaea var. sylvestris
Lineage: Eukaryota; Viridiplantae; Streptophyta; Magnoliopsida; Lamiales; Oleaceae
Product: chaperone protein dnaJ 8, chloroplastic-like
Exons: 3
Coding region: 273-731 (152 amino acids)
Source: RefSeq, a predicted model, not a curated record
UUUGGCAUAAUCUUAUCAUUGCAUUCCAAAGUGUCGCCUCUUGUUAAUCCUGUUGACCCAUUUUAUAUAACCCUAUCAAAUUUUCUCGCCGUACCAACUCCGCUUCCAUUCUAAAAUAUUAUCGAAACUAUUCAAGCCACAUAUCUUUGAAAACUGCUUUAAUGUUUCAAUUCAAUCCAACAUCUAUAUAAACAUAAACACUGAUUCCUGUUUUUGCAUUGUGGGUUUUCAAAAUCUUGAUCAGAAAACAUAAAAUCUUUCCAUUUUUCAAAAUGGCUGCUGCUGGUUGUGGUUCUGCAUCUUGGAUUCAAUUCAAGGAUUCAUCGAAAAAGAAUGUGAAUAAAAAUGGGUUUAGGGUUUCAUGUGUUUAUUCAUCUUCUGCUCUGAGUGAUCCUUAUAAGACUCUUAGGAUUCAGCCUGAUGCUUCUGAAUCUGAGGUCAAGAAAGCUUUCAGAAAGCUUGCUCUUCAGUAUCAUCCAGAUGUGUGUAGAGGAAGCAAUUGUGGGAUCCAAUUUCACCAAAUUAAUGAAGCAUAUGAUAGGGUGAUGAGCAAUUUACGAGAGGAAUCGAGCAGAUCAGAGAUGGUGACGAUGUACGAGGAGUAUGAUGCUGGGACCGAUGAAUCGAUGAGAGGGAUUAAUGAGCAAGAUUGGGAUCUAUGGGAAGAAUGGAUGGGAUGGGAAGGAGCAGGGAUUAGGGACUAUUCAUCCCACAUUAAUCCUUACAUCUGAUUCUAAAAAUAAGUUUAUAUAAUUAUACAUAUGUUGUAAGGAAUCUUAAAAACCCACAUCUUCAUUUGAUGAUGUUUGAGGUUAUUUGUAUAUUCUGAGGUCUUUCCUUUUCUCUGUACAUGCAUAUAUUGUGGUAUCAGAUUAUGGGACUAAUGGUUCCCCUAAAGUUCUGCUCAUUUUAAUUAUUGCAGAAAUGAAAAUUUGAUUGCAGUAACAUCUUGAUUUUUA